Molecule: messenger RNA, 922 nt
Organism: Musca vetustissima
Lineage: Eukaryota; Metazoa; Arthropoda; Insecta; Diptera; Muscidae
Product: putative nuclease HARBI1
Exons: 1
Source: RefSeq, a predicted model, not a curated record
GUUUGAUGGUAGCAGCAUUUGCUGGUUAGCGAAUUAUUUGUUUGAGGAGUCAGAAGAAAGACGUGGUGGUGCUCUCAGCAACAAUGAUAAAAUUAGACUCUAUUUAAGAUUCUGUGCAGAUCCUGGAUUCCAAAAUGGUAUAGCCACAGAUAUUGGAGUUCAUCAAGCAACUGUGUCGCGAACAAUUGCGGAUGUUGCAAAACGUAUAUCUGCGAAAGCAAGCGAGUGGAUAAAAUUCCCGAAAGAUGCAGAAGAAAUAAAAGACAGUCAAAUGAAAUGGCAGGCAAAAUAUAGCUUUCCAUUUGCAAUUGGAGUUAUUGAUUGUACUCAUAUAAAAAUUAAAAAACCCACAAAUCACAGCGAUGAGUACAUUUGCAGAAAAGGCUUUCACUCUAUAAAUGUGCAGGCAACUUGUGAUGGAAAUGAACUUUUUACAAGCGUCGACAUAUCGUGGCCUGGUUCCGUACAUGACUCACGCAUCUUACGAAAUAGCGAGGUAUUCAGAAUAAUGCAAAAUGCAACAAACGAUGCAUUACUUCUGGGAGAUGAGGGUUAUGGAAUAUGCCCAUGGCUAAUGACACCAUUCCGAAACCCAACAACUGAUAUAGAAAAAACCUACAACAAAGUGUUUACAAGGGAACGUGUCAUUAUAGAACGGUGUUUUGGACAAUUGAAGCAAAGAUUUUCUAUACUUCAAUAUAAAAUUCGUGUAUCAACAGAGCUUGCGCCCCACGUAAUAGCCAGUUGUUUCAUUCUGCAUAAUAUAGCUAAAUUUUUAAACGACGAUUAUACCCCUAUCAGUGACUAUAACAACAAUAAUGAUGAAUGGCAUUUAGGAAAUGAUAUCGAACAACAAUCAGCAAGCAUUUCAGAAGCCGGAAAAAACAAAAGGAGGAUAAUCGCGAAUUUGUUGUCAAAUUAG